UGGCACUGGCACUGGCGCUGGCACUGGCACUGGCACUGGGACCUUGCCGCUGACCCAUGUAUCACCCACGUCCCAGGGGACAACCAGGAACCCGGAGCUGUGCUUGGCCACCAUUGCGGGAACGCCGUACUCAAUACUCGCUCGGACAGGUGCCUGACAAGCGUGCACCGAGGUCUCUGGUACGUUUGUCCCCAAGCCAGCUCAGAGAAGAAGAUGGAUGGGGGGGCGUUCUGGUCGUCUUCACCUUCGUCGUUCAACGUUGGUUUGGACUCUCCACAACUAGCGGCAGCCAAGUCACCCUCGCCGCCCUUGCCUCCAAGUGGGAACAAUGGCAAACGAUUGUACUGUGGUCUACACGCCUUCUACCCAUCUUUCUCCUCGUUGCCGGCGCGGGUCGAAACAUAAACAGCUCCCCUCGUUGCCUCUCUUGCCAAUCAUCCAGCCGAUUCCCGAUUUCCGCCCUCUAUCAAUGCGCAAUCGAUGGGGAGAGUGAAAUCAGGACUCGCGCAGAUGUUCCCUCCAACAGCAGCCGAUUCCGAAUCAUUUUGGCAACCGAUCAGAGUGAUGAAUGCAUCGGCUAGGUCAGCACCGACCCCCCUUCCAAUUGCUCAGCCACCCGUCAUUGGGGAAGCUGCUGGCAGCCCCCACCAAGAACGUGUGUGCCGCAGAGCAAAGAAAGAGAGAAAGAGGAUGAGUGCACCCCACCCGACGCCUCCAGAUCUCCACAAUCGUCACCUCAUCUUCAUCUUGCUUUUGCCAGGGAAAGGCCCGUCAAAGCUGUACACCACUACCUCGACUCAAAGUGUGUUUGCCGCCCAUCCACGGAUAGAGCUCGUCGCCUAGAACGAGCUCUUCCUUCAGCCGAUUCCUUUCGGCUAGAGUGUGGAAUUUCUCCUUUCUUUUUCUCCUUGCUCUGACGUGUACAUUAUGACAAGAAGGAGCUCGUGACACUCCCGUCUUCUUGGUCCACGUGAGUGGUAGUCGGGAGAACGGGCCCAAGGAAGAGGACGGUAACGAGGGGGAGGCGGACGAAGUACACACUCUCCCGCGUGCGUACCAAAGCGUAGCUCAACCUAACCAAGGCUUAAAUAGCUGAAAGGUCGG
Messenger RNA from Colletotrichum phormii, 1104 nucleotides. RefSeq lists its product as uncharacterized. NCBI's taxonomy places the organism in Eukaryota, Fungi, Ascomycota, Sordariomycetes, Glomerellales, Glomerellaceae. The transcript has a single exon. The record is from RefSeq and is a predicted model, not a curated record. Bases 57 to 581 code for a protein of 174 amino acids.